Molecule: messenger RNA, 672 nt
Organism: Symbiodinium natans
Lineage: Eukaryota; Dinophyceae; Suessiales; Symbiodiniaceae
Source: the annotation of a GenBank genome assembly
AUGGAUAUGCUGAGCUCUAUGGAUAACAUGGUGCAGGAGGUUGUUGCUCCAGUCAUCCACAAGAUGCAGCCCGCCAGCAUGGCACCCCUCUCCUGUCAGCAGGAGGUGGCCUCGCUUUGUCCCAAGGCAAGAUCUCAGGUUCACUGUCUUGGGCAGAACAGUGGGGCCAUUUCAGACAACUGCAGACGGGAUGUAGGGAAGUCAGUCCCUUUCCUUUGCAGUGGUGCCAUCGACAAGUAUUGUGACAUCCUGAAGGCGGGGAUCUUGGAUUGCCUGCACCAGCACAUGGGCGACGUGGCCGGGGACUGCAAGGACGCCAUCCUUGCCACAAGCAAGGCCAUCACCGCUCUCAACACGGUCAACGCGGCCACACCGGUCCCUCAGGCUUUGCUGGCAAGACCUGUGGUGGCUUCGGGUGGAGGGGCUUCAGCCGACCGGGAGCGAACGCUGGAUUCGAAGCUUGCAGGCCUCACCACGAAGGCCCCAUCGGUGGUCUCGAUGAUAAAAGAAGCCGAAAAGCAGGCAGAGGAUCAGUUGGCCAAAGAUGCCGACAAGAUCGAGUCCUUGCUGUCGCAGAUGUCUGAGAAGAUGGUCCCCAAGCCGAGUGCAGCGUCUCACCUGGUGGGGCACAGCUCUCACAGUUGGAUCCUCAGCAGCGCAAACUUACUUUAG